AUGACAUCCAAUAAAAAAAGAAAACGAUAUCAAGAAAUUGAUAGUUUUGAAUUUGAAAAAUUUGCCCGAACACAUUUACCUAUUGAUCUUGUUGACACAUUAAUUUUGCAUCUUGGUAUUAAAACUUACACUGGAUUUUUACAAUGCGAUGAUUUAAAUAGUGAAUUACUUGUCGCACAUAAUUCCAUACCUGAAAAUAAUAGAUCAUAUUUAUUUUUAUAUGAUAAUUUACAUUCAUCUUCUGCAACAGCUGUAAAACCUUGCAUUUUACGUGAAUUAAAAAUAUUUCAAGAAUACUGUGAAAAACAGCUCAACAGUUGUAAAACUGCUGGAAUAAAUUCAGGAAAUAGUAGCAGUACACAAGGUGAAAAUGAACCUCAUGAUAUAUCAAAACGAUCCAAAAAUGGUUGCAAUAUUGAUCGACCAAUUAUCUUCAGUACUCGAUUACAUGAUUCAACAAACAAUAAUACAUUUAAAUAUCGAACAAAACCCACUUCAAAUGAAGAAAAUAAUACAGACUGGUCUUUUGAAAACGAUGAAGCACAUGAAUAUGAUCAAAAUCAUUUCAAUGAUUCGUUUUCUGAUGAAUUUGUUAUAAAAGAAGCAACACACAUUUAUGUAACACAGCAACGUAUUCACCAUUUCUUUAAAAAUAAAAUGCAAAUAGAAGCUGAAGAUAUUCAAAAAUUCGUUUACAUGUUACAAUAUGGACAAGCCUGGCAUUUAGAACAAGUUUAUGAAUUUACAAUGAAAUUAAGAUCGAAUAAAGUUUUGUUGGACAAAUUCAUGAACGAUUUUAAAAAUAAUGAUUUUGAAAAUAAUGAUAUAAAAAAAAAGAUCAAAUGGCUUAUGGAUUUUAUAACAAAAUCUGAAUAUAGUAAAGAAGCAAACAUUCCUAUUGAUCAAUCCGAAUCUAAAAUAAGGAAAACACCAUCAGUUAAAGGUUAUCGAACUAAAACUGAACAACAACUUGAAAUAUGUGAUCAAGCUAUUAAUCUAAGUAGAAUAUCAAAUAAAAAUAAAGCUUUUUUCUAUUCUUUUUCAUAA
Messenger RNA from Rotaria sordida, 1047 nucleotides. The record is from the annotation of a GenBank genome assembly. NCBI's taxonomy places the organism in Eukaryota, Metazoa, Rotifera, Eurotatoria, Philodinida, Philodinidae.